CUUACUGUCAAUAUUAAUAAAUUGUUAUGGAAGAAGAUUUAUUUAAUAUACCUUUGUCAGACGUAAAGCGUGAACUUCGUCGAGGUAUCAUUGAGUGUCAGAAACGAAGCCUAACUCAGAGCGCCAAGUGGUUAGCUGAAAUGAGCCAUGGUCUUGGGGACGUUGAUUGCGAGGGAGCUGGUACAAGCAGUUGCAGUCAAAAUGUGAUGUCGGAGUCUGGAGAAUCUUGCCAGUUUUUGGAAGGAAUCGCGCUGACUGAAUAUGAUAAUUAUUUUCUUGCCAAAAGUUACUUUGAUGUUCGUGAAUAUGAUCGAGCGGCAUACUUUGUGCGUAAUUGCGAAUCUUCCGUACCACGUUUUCUUCAUUUGUAUGCAACGUAUAUGUCAAGGGAAAAGCGACGCUUGGAUUCUACAACGGAUCGUUCGAAUUUAAAUGAUACAGGUCACGUGCGUGAAUUGACUGAAUUGCUGGCGAUCCUCCGUUCUCAAUAUUCGCAUGGACUACUGGAUGGCUAUGGAAUAUACCUAUAUGGAGUUGUAUUAAAGGCCGUAAAUCUCAAUAAAGGAGCAAUACAAAUGUUCAUACAUGCGAUCCGAUUGGCACCAAUGUUAUGGGCCGCUUAUGUUGAAUUGGCUCCGCUCAUAAUGGAAAAGGAUAAAAUGUUACCACUAAAUUUUGGUGGUCAUUGGAUGCGACAUUUUUUUGUUGCGCAUAGCUACAUUGAGAUGUAUCUGAAUGAUGAAGGCCUAAAGGCGUACGAAGACCUUCAACAUGCAGGAUUUCGUAAAUGCGUGUAUGUGACUUCGCAAAUGGCUUUGGCUUAUCACAACAAAAGAGAUGUCGAUAGAGCUAUUGAAAUUUUUCAAACGCUACAAGAAGUUGAUCCCUAUCGCUUAGAGAACAUAGACACGUACUCGAAUUUGUUAUUUGUAAAGGAGCUGAAGACUGAGAUGGCGCAAUUGGCUCAUAAGGCAGUCAGCAUUAAUAAAUAUUGUCCAGAGACAUGCUGUGUAGUUGGUAAUUACUACAGCAUACGCUCAGACCAUCAAAUGGCCAUAGUUUAUUUUCAACGAGCUUUAAAAUUAAAUCCAAAAUAUUUAUCGGCGUGGACAUUGAUGGGCCAUGAAUUUAUGGAGUUAAAAAAUACAAAUGCUGCAAUACAAAGUUAUCGUAAGGCAGUCGAAGUAAAUAAACGGGACUACCGCGCCUGGUAUGGCUUAGGUCAAUCGUAUGAAAUACUUAAAAUGCAUUAUUAUAGCUUAUACUACUUCAAAAUUGCGCAUCAACUGCGUCCGUAUGACAGCCGGAUGUUGGUUGCGUUAGGAGAAACGUAUGAAAAAUUGGAAAAGUUCGAUAAUGCUAUUAAGUGUUAUUGGAAAGCCUGCGAUGUCGGGGAUAUUGAAGCUGUUUCUAUGUGCAAAUUAGCUGGCUUAUAUGAAAAGAGGGGAGAAUACGAGGACGCUGUUCAGUGUUACAUAAUGUAUUGCGAUGACGAGCGGGCUGCGACGGACAAACAAAGUUUAUACCAUGGAUUUAUGACGUUAGCAAAUUACUAUGAGAGCAAAGGACAGUUUGAUAAAGCAUCACACUAUGCUUACAAAUGUCUUGAAUCAGACGAGCGGAAAUCCGAGGCCAAAGCUCUACUUAAAACCAUUGAAAAUAAACGUAGUGGGAAAGUCGCAACUAGUGAGGGUGAAGCUAACAGUUCCACGAAUGCGAACGUAAUAGCAGCGGACACCUCAUCAGACGAUGAUAUGGAAAUGGAAUUGAGUGAUUAUAAGUAUCUGUGUAGUGACUAUGUGUUAUCCUGCCAAUCCGAUUUCAAAGAGUCAAAAAAAACGCCCGCAGCUACUGGCUAUAGCACUACAAAUUCACAUUUGAUAUCAACAGCGGCGGAUAUGAGUUUGAAUGAAAGUGAGAUGGCUGCUUCCAGCAGCACAAAUGAGAUCUGUCCAAGUACUAGUACGGCUGCGACGUUUGCUAUAGGGCAGCAAACAGAAAAACCCAUCGAAGCGAGGGAUUCAGAAAGCAACGACGACGAGCAGAAUUCAAUGGAAAUUUCGUCUAUUUCUAUAGAUUGAACGUAAGAAGUAUAAUAUGCUGAGUAAACGUUUUUGCACAAGUCAGCAUAAUUUGGGCCAUCAUCUCAUUCCUAAACCUGUAAUACAUUUAGGAUAAAUUUUUUGCUAGAUAAAGGAUCAUUUUCAUAUUUCAACCUGCUUACAAAGUUAGGUUAGCUUGUAAUUUUAAAGAUAUGCUUUUAGGUUAUUAUGUAUGAUCUUUGUUCAAUAAGUUAGCUUUGAUCGGAUUUUGUAAGAGUAUGUCGAAAAUAUAUGUAUGAGGAGUACAAA
Messenger RNA from Rhagoletis pomonella (apple maggot), 2351 nucleotides. RefSeq names its product cell division cycle protein 23 homolog (gene Cdc23). Lineage: Eukaryota; Metazoa; Arthropoda; Insecta; Diptera; Tephritidae. Gene Ontology annotation, molecular function: protein binding. Gene Ontology annotation, cellular component: anaphase-promoting complex. The record is from RefSeq and is a predicted model, not a curated record. Gene Ontology annotation, biological process: cell division.